Messenger RNA from Drosophila willistoni, 1042 nucleotides. Its product is annotated as elongation of very long chain fatty acids protein F-like. The transcript is spliced from 3 exons. Lineage: Eukaryota; Metazoa; Arthropoda; Insecta; Diptera; Drosophilidae. Gene Ontology annotation, cellular component: endoplasmic reticulum membrane. Gene Ontology annotation, biological process: fatty acid elongation, monounsaturated fatty acid; very long-chain fatty acid biosynthetic process; fatty acid elongation, saturated fatty acid. Gene Ontology annotation, molecular function: fatty acid elongase activity. The record is from RefSeq and is a predicted model, not a curated record. The coding region runs from base 53 to 814 and encodes 253 amino acids.
UGGAUGGAAUAAAAAAAUAUUAAAAAAAAAAACAAAAAACACUAAAAAAGAGAUGUCUACAUCAGUUGAUCCCGUGGAAUUACCAUUGAUGACCUCGUUAUGGUCUGUGGUAUUCAUUCUUUUGGCAUAUGUAAUCUUUGUGUUUAAAGUGGGCAAAGACUGGAUGAAAAAUCGUAGACCCUACAAUGUGCAAAAACCCAUGUUAAUCUACAAUGCCUUUCAAAUUGUCUACAAUGUCACACUACUUUGCAAUAUUUUUCAUAUGGUUUUCAUUAAACAAAUAUAUAAUUUCCGCUGCAUGGAAUCAUUGCCACUGGAUCAUCCUGAGAAGAGAUGGGAGCGUCUUCUUAGCUAUUUCUACUUUCUAAACAAAGUCUGUGAUCUCAUGGAUACGAUAUUCUUUGUGCUACGCAAGAGUUAUAAGCAAAUCACAGUUCUUCAUGUCUUCCAUCAUAUUUCUAUGGUAUUGUUCUUUCCCAUUUUCUAUCCCAAAUUCGGAGCUGGCGGAGAGAUCGUCUCAAUGGGCAUGUGCAAUACAUUUGUGCAUAGUCUAAUGUACACAUAUUAUUUUAUAUCGGCUCUGUUUCCCAAUAUGAAGGGAAUUGAGAAAUGGAAAAAAUUAAUCACAAUAUCACAAAUGGUGCAGUUUUUAAUAUGCCAUUUGCAUGGCGAUAUAAUGUUUAUAUUCUAUCCAGAAUGCAAAUUGUAUGGUCAGCAUCUACUGCUAAUGGGAAUGUCCACGGCAAUGUUCAUUAUGUUUGCCAAUUUCUAUCACAAAGCUUAUAUGCAACCAAAGUCAAAGAAUCGUGAAUAAGAAAUACUUAAAUUAUUUAUAAUUUUUUUUUGUAAAGUAAAUGCCUUUGUCUAUAACUGAAUGUCUUUAAGUUUAGCUUUAUCUAUGUGAAUAAUGAUUCAAAUAGCAUUCAAAUUGUCAUCACAUUGGUUGACAAACUAAUUUAUAACUGACAAAAAUAUGGAGUACAAUGAAGAUUUUUCUUGAUUUGAGACGAAGCGAUAAAUAAAAGCAUCAAUAAAUCUCGCA